AUGGCUUUCCUUCAGUCCCUCGUCGCAACCUCUAUGCUGCUUUCGGCAUUGCUAGUCUUUGCCUCGGCAACUGAUUAUGGGUAUGGUCCAGCAACGCUUCAGAACCCCAAACCCGAAACAGAUUACAAACCACAGCCUACAAAACCAGAUUAUGAAGUGCCCAAACCCGAAAAAGAUUAUUAUAAACCACAGCCUACGAAACCAGAUUAUGAAGUGCCCAAACCAAUAGGAGAAGAUGAAGUGCCACUGCUGCCCACAAUCAUCAGUGUCCAAGGAGUUGUUUUAUGUAAAUCAGGCUCUAAUUACUUCCCAAUUCAAGGAGCCGUGGCACGAGUUACGUGCGGAUGUGUGGACGAGAAUGGGUACGAGACAGGUCCUAUAUCAGUAUUGAGUGAUGCAACAGAUGGAAAAGGUUAUUUCUUGGCCACAGUGACACUUGCGGAGUUUGGACACAAAUUGAAGUUUGGAGAAUGCAAAGCAUACCUUGACAGUUCUCCGUUAGAGACAUGUAAAGUUCCCAGCGAUGUCAACUACGGGAUCAGUGGUGCUACCCUUUCUUCUUAUCGUACUCUUGACAAUAAGAAGAAAUUGUACUCUGUCGGACCUUUCUUCUGCACCUCCCAAUCCCCACCAUAUUCCAGCCCCUAA
This is a messenger RNA of Abrus precatorius (Indian licorice), 648 nucleotides long. RefSeq names its product proline-rich protein 1-like. The coding region runs from base 1 to 648 and encodes 215 amino acids. Lineage: Eukaryota; Viridiplantae; Streptophyta; Magnoliopsida; Fabales; Fabaceae. The transcript has 2 exons. The record is from RefSeq and is a predicted model, not a curated record.